GAGCCCGACUGGGCCGGGCCGGGCCGGGCCGAGCUGAGCGGAGCCGAGCUGAGCGGAGCCGAGCCGGGCCGGGCCGGGCCGAGCGGAGCCGAGCCGAUGCUGCAGUGCCGCGUCCCCGGGGAUGCAUAGCCCCGUUCCCACGGUAUGUCAGUGCCUCCCAAGCAGCCAAGACUCAGCGGCUCCGUGGCAUGAGGUUUGUAAAAAGGAUUCUGGUUGAUGGCCUUGAUCCGCAGCUCCGUGAGGUGAUUUCCACUAACCUUGGGUAAGGAGCAAUUAAUUCCUUGCCAGGCCCCUGCACAGGACAGUUCGUUCGUGUUUAAUGCUUUAAUGCAAUCCUGUAGGGAAUCCAGACAUCACACACUUAGAAGGGUUUCUCCAUCCAUUUUCCCGUGGUCCCCCACCAACCAACCAACCCCAAAAAAAAACAAAAAAGGAGGAUCAGGUUUUACUGAGAAUAAUUCAGGCCAAGAUACUUCUUUUCACAGAUGGGUGAUUCCACAGGAUUCAGUCAGGCACCUGAGGGUGCUGACCUGGGGAGAGUUCUGCAAGACAGUUUUUAGAUGUGGUCUGUACUGGAGCCACUGCGUGGUGACUGAAAGGCUCCCUUGGGAACUGCCUGAGAAGGAGCAAUUCCUGCCUAAGUGGUGUGGGAUUGUAAAACAAGACAACAGGGGGCUGUUGAGCCUGUUCUUUUUAUGGGAUGGAGAGGGGUGCACAUCCUAGGAGAGGAAAAAACAUCACCCCAGUUCUAAUAUUGACUUCAGGAAUGCUGAUGUCUCUGCACCUCACAUGUAACACAGAUUGUCCUCUUUUUAGUGCAUGGACAAGCUUCAUCCACUUUUGUUUGUUUGUUUGAUGUAAAAUACUUCUUUCUCCUUAGUGUAUUCAGAUCCAAGGACUGGCAGGGCAUUUGCUUUUGAAGUAACACCACAUGAACGUACUAAGUUGGAAGUGAAUCUCUGCUUACCCUGACAGCCAGGACAGCUCAAUCCAGGAUCCUGACCAAAAAAAAAAAAAAAAGUCAUUCUUUUGGCUUAAGACUUUGAGCAUCAGAGGAAGCAGCCUGUCCUUCUGGCCAAGCUACCUGGGCCCACAUCACUUCUCCAGCCUCAGCAAAGACGCUGGAUUUGCCGAGCCUCAACUUGUCAUUGCCACCUGAGCCCUGGAAGGACUUAGAGGAGAUCCUCAGGGUCCCUGGUUCUGCCUGGAUCAGUGGUGAGGCGGAGCAGCAGCACGGAGGAGCAGGAGAGCCUGCAGGGCUGCCUGCAGCUUUGGACACCACACUCAUGGUCCCCAGCAGUGGCCUCCAGCAUGCAGCUGGCACCUCCUACAGAUACAAACUGCAGUGCCUCUGGAGCCAGGUGAGGCAGAUCGCCAGGGAGAGGGACAAGGCGAGGCUUGGUUUGGAGAAGGCAGAGAGACACUGCCAGCAGCUGGGCAGGGAGCUGGAUGAGCAGUGCAUCGCUCUGGAGCACACCCAGAGCAAGCUCAGGAAUUUUCAGGCAGAAAUGGAGGCAAAAGAGCUGCUUUUGCAGCAAGCAGUGAGUCACCAGGCAAAGCUGGAGGCUGCUACACGGCUCCUCCAGGGCAAAGAGGCCAACCUGCAAGGGAGACUCAACCAUGUGAUGAAUGAGAACACACAGCUACAAAACAAGGUCACAGAGAUGGCUGAGAAGCUGUCAGCCUCUGAGGAAAUGGUGUUGGAGCUGCAAAAAGAACUCAACCACAUUGUGAAGGAUAAGCUGGAGCAGGGGGAGCCCCACAGCCCAGAGUUCCUGAAGCAGAGUGAGCGCUUUGCCGAGAUCGUCCUGGAGUACGAGCGGCAGUGCCAGGUGCUGCACGACCAGAACAGAGCGCUGCGAAGGGAGCUGCAAAGGCUGCGCCUGCAGCUGCAGGAGAGCAGGGCUGAGGGAGCGCUGCCAGCAGCAGAAAUGUCACUCCCAGUGGAGGAGCUCCAAGAGCAGCUGCAGGACCUGAGGGUGCAGCUGGAAACCAAGAGUGAGAAAGGCAAGGAGGAGCUCUGUCACCCGGAUGUCAAGAUGCCUCAGCUGGGCUGUGAACCCCCUGAGCACAAGUUUGGUCACAGCCAUGGCCCUGGCACUGCCCAGCUGCAGAGCCAGAGCCUUCUGGAGGCUGAGUGGCUGCAAGGAGCAGAGAUUGCUGCAAGGCUGGAGCACCACCAGAGGCAUGCAGCAUGUUGGAUGGAGAUGGAGCUGCUCCAACAGCAGCUCCAGGCCUCACAGGAAAAGCUUUUGGAAGCCAAAGCCAACCUGAGCCUGGCCCAGGCCCAGCACACUCUGCAGUUGCAGCAGGCCAAGGCCCAGAUAAACAACAUGGUGCCAAAGAAGCAGUUUGAGCAGCUGCAGAACACCUUGAGAGAGGAACAGUGCAAGACUCAGCAGCUCCAGGAAAGCCUCCAGCUGCAGGCUGAGCAAGCAUGCAGGCAGCUGGUCAGGACCCAGGAGGAACAUGAACAGCUGCUGCAGGCAGCUGUGGAGCAGGCAGAGGUGCUGGAACAGAGUCUGAGGAAUGCUGAAGCUCUGCUGGCAGAGAGGGCAGCUCAGCUCAGAGAUGCCCAGGCCCAGCUCUCCAGGAACAAACUAUUGAUUGAAGAGCUCCGUGGAGAGAACAGGAGGUUUGCAAUGGCCCUGCAGGCUGCUGAGCUGAAGCAGAAGAACAUGGAAGAGAAGAACCAGCUGUUGGAAGAACAAGCCUCAGCUCUAAAGCAGCUUAUUGGAAAAAUCACACCAGCAUCUCUGAGUGGGUGAUGGAACAUCUGCAGUGGCAGCUCCAUGUCCUGGCUGAGGCUGGUCAGGUGCAGAAUGGGAGAUACAGCUGGGUUGGGAAAUUCGCCUUGUCCUCUCUGGUCUUGCCAGCAUUUUCCUGUGCAGAAAAUAGCAAAUGGGGAGCCUAGAGUCCUUUGAGGAAACUGGUCCUGUGGAUAGUUGAAUUUUCUAACUGAAAGCAGUAGCCUUGGUGCCUUUCUCAGUGGCAGUGUGCUGUUGUCAUGGCUGUCUCAGGACAGCCAGCUCACAGGAUUUUCUUUGGCAGUGUUUGGUGGAGGUGCAGGUGCUCCCUCUUGGCAGAAGGUGGAUGUUGGAGCCACAGUUACAUCUCAAAAGCUAGGGCAGAAGGGCUUGCAGGACCCUGUGCCUGGCUCACUCCAUGCAGGAAAGAAAGCCGAGUUGUGGCAUUAAAAUGUGUGCAAUGUUACAGCA
Molecule: messenger RNA, 3218 nt
Organism: Lonchura striata (white-rumped munia)
Lineage: Eukaryota; Metazoa; Chordata; Aves; Passeriformes; Estrildidae
Source: RefSeq, a predicted model, not a curated record